Molecule: messenger RNA, 2298 nt
Organism: Glarea lozoyensis ATCC 20868
Lineage: Eukaryota; Fungi; Ascomycota; Leotiomycetes; Helotiales; Helotiaceae
Product: S-adenosyl-L-methionine-dependent methyltransferase
Exons: 2
Coding region: 1-2298 (765 amino acids)
Cellular component (GO): nucleus
Molecular function (GO): methyltransferase activity
Source: RefSeq, a predicted model, not a curated record
AUGCUUCCUACACAAUCACUUCCUGAUCCUCACAAGCCAGCAACUAACAACAACACAGAUCUAACGGAAAUCAUGACCGAUGUUCAAUGGUCAGAAGCUCACCGUAAUCCGCCGAUUGUGGAACCUUUUUUAGCGAUUGCAAACGCUACGAUGGACGGUAGGAAAUUGUGCCACGGAAGGACAGUUGAACUAGGUAGCGGGCAGUUUGCAGGUGACUUCUUGCGUAUCACCCAGAUCAUACGGGACACGUCAACAACCGAAAUCUUCCUUCGAGGCCUGCGUUUUCGCAGAACCAGAUGUCUCGAACACAUGCUGAUCAAGAGGCUCAACGAGGUCUGUCUUCAGGUAGAAAUUGAUGCCGACGAUCAUCGGCCGGUCGAGGAGCAAUCUGCUAUUCAGGUUCCCCUCAGCGAGGUCAGUAAAACUCGCAGACUGAUCAUAACAAACCGAAAUUUCCCAUGGGGCCAGCAACAUGAGAAAGUUAUGUCCACAGAAGGUCUAUCAACCCAGAAACGACAACAGAAGGUUGAAGAGACUGGAGCGUUGAUUUGUCGAUGGAGAUUCUUUGUCAUUUACGCUUCUGCAGCAGAUCGCGCGAGAAACAAGAUCAGUAGCCAUAUUCUUCAAAGGUUUACGAGUUCAGAUGUCAAGAUUCUCGAGGCGCGAAUUGACGAAGAUGAUAACAGGAAUGAGUGGAGAGGAGUUACGAUCCUUGGAGGAGAUUUUAAAUUAUUAACUCGAAAGCGGAAGAGCCCGGAUCGAGAACAAUCAACCCCACGGAAAUCGUUAACUAAUAUAACUCGACUCCGACAGCUCUCUCUGUGUUCAGAUCAAUCACCUACUUCCGAAGCAGUCUCUAAGGGGUUACAAGGUAGAGGUUUCUUGUAUAAAUCGCCUACCAAAUCUGCUGGACCAAGUGAGUCACCAUCUCCUUCUCGAGAUGCCAGAAGAAUCCUGUUUCCAAAAACAAAUAGACGAACAUCUUCUAUCUCUCGGGGCAUCAACCCAUUCUCGUCGGACUUGUCAAGCCCGCCAGCUUCCGGGCUCGUUCAAGCUGCCACUACCAUCACAAUGAGGGUCCCAAAGCUACCUGGACAACGUUAUACAUUUGGAGAUGCCUUCUGUGGCUCGGGUGGGACGACACGUGGAGCUCAAAUGGCUGGGUUGAAAGUGAAAUGGGGGUUUGACUUUGAUGCUACUGCGUGCGAAAGCUGGCGGGUCAAUUUCCCUGAGGCUGAGUGUUUCCAAAUGGAAGCCUUCGCCUUUAUUAACAAAGCGAAGACUUCGGAGAGAAGUAAAAAGAUAGCUCAUGUAGAUAUUCUACAUGCUAGUUGCCCAUGUCAAUUCUUUUCGCCUGCUCACACGAGGGAGGGACCCAACGACGAAAUGAAUACUGCUUCUUUGUUCGCUGUGUCCGAGCUGUUGAUGGUCACCAGGCCAAGAAUUGUCACUUUCGAGCAGACCUUUGGAAUUCUGACUACUCCAGGUCGCCGGCAGUACUUCCUCGCAUUGGUCCAUAUGCUAACAAAACUCAACUUUUCCGUCAGAUGGAAAGUUGUUCAUUUACAGACAUGGGGUGUCCCAGCCCGUCGACAACGUUUAAUAAUGGUUUCCUCGUGCCCCGGCGAGAUUCUCCCAUCUAUUCCUGACGCUACGCAUACCGAGUUUCCGCCCCAUGGAAGUUCUCUUAAGCCUUUUACCACGGCGAAUCAAGCUUUGAAUAGUAUACCUCGAUAUGGGGUUUCAGACCACGAUGUCAGAGGACUUCAAUUUUCUCCCGGUCAAUAUCGAGAGCCAUGGGACGGGAACAAGAUUUUGACGCAGUGCAUAACUACAGGUGGAAGUGGGAAAUAUAACUAUCACCCUGAUGGAUUUCGCAAUCUGACAGUGCGAGAGUAUGCGGUUUUGCAAACAUACCCCUUAGAUCAUGUUUUCUCUGGUCCGCGAACUCAGCAAAUCAGGCAAAUUGGAAACUCGGUGCCAUGUGCUGCAGCUCAUUUACUGUUUUCAAGCAUCAGAAAAGAAUUAGAAGAGGCAGAUGGUGUGGUUGAGCUUCCUAUAAUCAUCGAUUCAAAUGACGAAGAUGAUGCAAUUAUGGAGCCUCCUAUAGUCAUCGAUUCAGAUGACGAAGAUGAUGCACCUAUUCAGCCUCCUAUAGUCAUCGAUCCAGAAGACGAAGGCGAUGUGACGACGACGGACAAAAACGACGACGCUGGCAGAAAACAAAAGAAGAAGCAGCAAACCAACAAGGAGGCAUUUGCGGUAGAUGACAGCGAUAUUAUCGUCCUUGAUGAUUGA